AUGGGAGUCACGAAUGCGAAGGACAACGCAAAGGGGGGCAUGCCGGGAAAGGUGAAUUCGGGCCGCGAGACUGAGGGGAAGCGCUUCCCCCUCCCUCCAAGUGGAGGAGGCAUAUCUACCCCUUCUGUCGCUGCGGAUCUCGCCGACAACUGGUGGUGGUUAUAUUUGGCGUGGUGGUUACACAUUUAUGUGGAGGCCUCGCCCUUACCUCUUGUUGGUACCUUUGAUAGUGCUGGGAUUGGCUUUGACUAUCUGGGGCAGUGGAGCCCCCUCCAGCCACGGGAAGACAUCGGCGUCUUCCGUCUCCGAGCUGGCAUCGAACUGCCGGGCGAUCGGGCCCUCCUGGAGGCUCAUCACGGCAGCAUGGUGCCGAAGGCCGCAGACAAGAACAACCCCAAGGCAGCCGGCAAAGGCAAAAGCAAGGGUGGAGAUACGCCUCAGACAUCCAAGAUCGACUUCGCUUUGCCAACGGCAAUGGUUACCUGCUUACAGGCCAUUACUUCCAGAUCUACGCAAGAUCUGUGGACGUCACCAACGGCGGUUCCUACAGAUCUUUCAGUAGAGCAGCAAGCACAAAGAAGGGCAUCGGCUGUGGGCAAACUUUCCAAGCGAAUAAAUGGAGACCUUCGUGCAAAAGAGGAACUUCGCACGGCCCUUCAGACGUGGAUGAGCACUAUUGGUUUGCACCUAGCCGGAUUGGCUCAGAGAGUUCGGGCACUCGGAGACAAAGUGGAUGUGGAUCUUGCCGAGGCCUGUCGAGAAAUGCAAGCGGCCCUAGCAGUACAGCCAUCCCUGGCCACCUCGGAGCAGGUUGCCACCGCCAUCGAUGCUAUCGGCAAGCCUAUUUGGUCAUUGCCUCAGGAGCAAGAAACACUCCGCCUCGCUGCCUCUCUUCGUGCAUUCAGUGUGGUGGAACUGCCCGCCAGAGGACCCGAUGGGAUGUCGGAGGUCAGUUUUGGGACUGCAGGUAUCGUUCCGUUUGGUACUGCAGAUUCUGCUAUGAAUGGAGCCGGUGCAGCGGCCAUGAUAUUCGAUGGGGGCGAAAGUGGAAGGCUGCUCCAUACUGGCGAUGCAUCCUCCGGUCACGCGAGGGUUCCUCCGAGUACUGCACCGGAUCGAGAUGCGCAUGCAGGCGUUCCCGAGGGAGUCGCUUCCCGGGCCAAGCGCUGGCGACGCAGGGAUGGUGCCGAAGCCAGCCGGCCAUCCAAAAGCCCGAGGAGAGAGGUUUUAGCAGGUGCUCCUUGGCCGGCUUCAGCCACCGGUACAACACCGGAUGCUUUGCAACGACAGCCACGAACACAACUCCUGGAGGUCGAAGAGUCUGUACACUCUACGGAAGAUUCUGGGCUAACUUGGGAGUCCGCAUGGCAGCAAGUGUUACAGUUCGCCCUAGAACAUGGGACAGCGAUGGUUGGCGAAGUCAUUCGCGACUCUCAGCAAGACGCGGUCCUGCCGUUGCAGGACGACAGCCCAGAAGACAGGGCCGAUCUCCUGGCGGCAGCCGAAGAGCUAUGGAUGGUUCUUCAAGCAGCGGCGGGCUUGGCAGAUGCCGCGGCCGUCCCCUCUUUAUGUGUGCGAUUGCAAGAACUCCUCAAUCGAGUUCGGCAAUGCCCCAGUGCGCUCAGUGGCAUCAGACAAGGGACGCUGCUGAUGGCACAAAUCACGGUCGGGAACCUGCUCGAUCCAUAUUCUUAUGCUCCGACAACUGCCCAAGAAUGGCUGUUUCCAGCAGCUAUCGCCGAGCAUGGGGCACUUGCACGGGGGCACAUCGCGACCAUGCCCUCGGCUUCGCAGGCCAUGACCGCUCUGCUUGCCAAAAGAUGCCCUGCCCUCCUUCGAAUACCAGACGAUGGCGUUCCAGACUUGCUUUAG
Messenger RNA from Symbiodinium necroappetens, 1872 nucleotides. The record is from the annotation of a GenBank genome assembly. Lineage: Eukaryota; Dinophyceae; Suessiales; Symbiodiniaceae.